AUGGCCGGCGGCAAAAGGAAGAGCCAGAAAUGUAAUCAGCAGCAAUCACAACAGACUUCGCGAUUCUUCACUAUAGCAGGAGAGCUACGCAACAAGAUCUAUGGAGCCUUGUACGCUCCACCAUUAAGUCUGGUCUGCCGUCAGAUCAGAGACGAGUACGAGGGUAUCUACGAAGCUGCAGCCCUCAACGACCCCACCACCUACCACAUUCACAGUUCCAAUUUCGUCUGCAAAGGUGCAGUCAUCGAGCAGCCCGGGCAGAAGCAGAGGCGUGGGCUCAGACUGAUCCCGCCAAUACUAAUUGAAAACAGUCAGCGUCCCAUCAUCCACCAUGUACACCUUGCGAACAUGUUUGACAAGCAUCGAGCUGAGAUGCGACAAGUCAUCGAAGGCACGUUUCUAGAGCCCAGUGGCAUCUCGCAUCUUCCUCGACCAAUGCCGCAUAGGGUCGUUGUGCAAUGGGAACACGAAGAGCUUUGA
Saxophila tyrrhenica is the source of this 480-nucleotide messenger RNA. RefSeq lists its product as uncharacterized. Lineage: Eukaryota; Fungi; Ascomycota; Dothideomycetes; Mycosphaerellales; Extremaceae. The record is from RefSeq and is a predicted model, not a curated record. The coding region runs from base 1 to 480 and encodes 159 amino acids. The transcript has 2 exons.